CGAGCGGCCAGUCCGCACUUGGAGCCGAGGCAAUAGGCGUUGGGGUGUCGGGUCCUGAGUUCGGGGCUGCUGCGGUGCCGAUCCUCACCGUCGAGGCUACGCGCCGCACGAAUCUGGAGAGCGGGUCCGUACGGGCGCCGAGACGCUCCAAGGUGCCGCGACUGGCGUACAGGCAAGCCGAGUGCACCAUGGUCCAGCUCACUACCUUCCUCUGUAAGGUCUACUAUGGGGGCAACUUAACCAUCCGCCUUACCCUGGGCGGCUGUGCCAACCGGCCUUUCUACCGCAUCGUGGCUGCUCACAGCAAGUUUGCCAGGGAUGGCCGUUUUGUGGAGCAGCUGGGCUGCUAUGAUCCACUGCCCAACAGCCAUGGAGAGAAGAUCGUUGGCCUCAACCUGGAGAGGAUCCGGUAUUGGAUUGGCUGCGGGGCCCACCUCUCUAAGCCUGUGGAAAGGCUUCUGGGUCUUGCUGGAUUUUUCCCUCUGCAUCCCAUGAUGAUCACUAAUGCUGAGAGACUGCGAAGGAAACGGGCACGAGAAGCCCUCUUAGCUUCUCAGAAGACAGAUACAGAAGCUACAGAAACAGAAGCGAGCUGACUUUGGUGUGCACAACAAUGGGAGCAACAUCGCCAAGAUUUCUCCAGCCCUAGCUUGCGUUGGAACUCCAGGCUUGAAUUUCUCACCAUGUCUUUGGUGAUCGCACCAGCGUAUCCUGCUAACACCUCAAGUCCGAUCUGUGCAAACCCGGCUGUGUACUUUACAAAGCGUGGACAAGGGCCCCUGCUGCAGCAGCUGACGUUUUUAUUAAGAUGAGGGUUUGGGUCGUUCUGAUCUAUCCAACAAUGUGGGAGGUGACUCCGGAGCUGCAAGGUGAGCAGGAUGAUUGUGUAAUAAACAUCAAACCCAUAAACCUAUCAGAUAAAUAGUUUUUAAAAUACUGGUGUUUUGUGCUUUCUGUUUAAUUUAGGCUUUUUGUUCCAGGGCUCAAGGGGAA
Loxodonta africana (African savanna elephant) is the source of this 993-nucleotide messenger RNA. RefSeq names its product mitochondrial ribosomal protein S16 (gene MRPS16). The transcript has 4 exons. Gene Ontology annotation, molecular function: structural constituent of ribosome. Gene Ontology annotation, cellular component: ribosome; mitochondrial small ribosomal subunit. NCBI's taxonomy places the organism in Eukaryota, Metazoa, Chordata, Mammalia, Proboscidea, Elephantidae. The record is from RefSeq and is a predicted model, not a curated record. Bases 189 to 596 code for a protein of 135 amino acids. Gene Ontology annotation, biological process: mitochondrial translation.